AUGCUAAGAAAUGGUGUACCGUUUCUUUGGGGGGUGGGGAUUCUGUACCAGACCAACAAAUGGCUUUCGAGAUGCUAUCUCAACGCACUGACGGGAAAUUCCGCAUGGGAUUGGAAAAAGGAAAUUGUGAUCCUUACCGGGGGAUCCAGCGGAAUUGGAGCUGCGGUGGCAUCGCGCUUGGCAAAGAAUGGCACCAAGGUCAUUAUCCUUGAUAUCCAGCCUCCCUUGGAUGAAACAGUGGCGAAUGUGUUUUUCUACGCAACCGAUAUUUCUUCUUCGACUGCGAUUGAGCAGGUGGCAGAAGAUAUCCGCCGACAACAUGGCGAUCCCUCCGUGCUCAUCAAUAACGCGGGCACUGGAAACAGCAAGCUGAUUAUGGACCAAUCAGCAGCAGAGACGGAAAGGAUCUUCAAUAUCAACAUUCUCGCCCACUUCCAUCUGGUGCGACAAUUCUUACCCGCAAUGGUUAAGCAGAAUCACGGCCAUGUUGUGACUGUCGCGAGCAUGGCGUCCUUUGUGACCCAAGGUAAGAAUGUGAGCUACGCAUGUACGAAGGCGGCCGCUUUGGCCUUCCACGAAGGGCUCGGGCAGGAGAUCAAACACCGUUAUCAUGCCCCGAAGGUCCGCACAACGAUUGUUCAUCCUACACUGACCCGCACUCCUCUCGUCGAGCAUGUAACCCGAGAUAGCCAGUCAAGGAGCUUUUGUUUGGAACCAGAAACCGUUGCGGACGCCAUUGUUGAGCAGCUGUAUUCAGGACAAGGCGGACAGCUCAUUCUACCCGCUCGAUUCUCCUUGAUUACUGGAAUUCGAGGCUUUCCCUCCUGGCUUCAGGAGCUGAUUCGUGACGCUCUAACCUCGAGUCGCCAGUCGAAGGCCUCCUAG
Penicillium canariense is the source of this 885-nucleotide messenger RNA. RefSeq lists its product as uncharacterized. The record is from RefSeq and is a predicted model, not a curated record. The transcript is spliced from 3 exons. Gene Ontology annotation, molecular function: oxidoreductase activity, acting on the CH-OH group of donors, NAD or NADP as acceptor. The coding region runs from base 1 to 885 and encodes 294 amino acids. NCBI's taxonomy places the organism in Eukaryota, Fungi, Ascomycota, Eurotiomycetes, Eurotiales, Aspergillaceae.